UAAUCUAAUUACUAGUCAUCUGAAAAUUUUCAUAUUUUUAUCAACCUUUCUUUAAAAAAAUCUUGUCACAUUGUCUGUGCAAGAUUGACACUCUGCAGAAUUUUACUAGUCAACUUAUUUUCUUCUGCUUCGGUCAAAAAGAAAAAAUAUUGUGUAUUUCAUGUUGUAAGGUGCUGAAUUAAUUAAUUUGAAAGGAUAAAAUUGAUGAUAGACCAAAGCUGAGCUCUGUUUUAUCCACUCAACCUGUUCGACGAAAUUCCGCUUAGAAGAAAAUCCCAAGAAUGAUAUCAAAGCCGCUAAAGACACUAAUCUCAGGAGCUGCAAUUUGCGUGGGCGGUUUAGCCGCUCUCAAUAUAACUUCUGCUCUAGCUAUGGGCGCUUUUCGUCAAGCUAACGAGCACAAGCUGAGAAAGAAUGGAAUGCCAUGUGGGGUUUGCAGAGGAAAAGGGUUUUAUAUAUGCAAGCUAUGCAAAGGCGACGCUACUAUAAAGUGGUCACCUUUAUAUGAUCCUAUUGUUAUUAACCCUUGCCUUUGUCCUACUUGUGAUGGUCACAGGGUUCAGCGUUGUCUAAAUUGCCGCGGGAAGGGAUACGCUUGAUGCAAUCACUUCAUAUUAUCACAUGUAUUGUGCUUUACUUGGAUUGUAAAGUUUCAAAUCUUUAAGUGAAAGGGAAAUGGAAUUUGUGAUUUGUGGCAGAUGACAGGUUUAUUAGUUAAACUUCUGUGCUAAGGCUGGAAGUGCUCUUAUUUGUUAUUCAUUUGACUUGUUAAACUACCCAAAACAGAAUGUUGUUUAACUUUAACAUCAUAUGAUGCUACUGGAACUGACUAGGUUUUAAGCAUUCUGAUUAUGGGUUUUUGGCGUUGAAUUUGAUAAGUUUACUUUUUAAAGUGAGUUAGUUUCUUGAACA
This is a messenger RNA of Mercurialis annua (annual mercury), 912 nucleotides long. RefSeq names its product protein BUNDLE SHEATH DEFECTIVE 2, chloroplastic. The transcript has 3 exons. The record is from RefSeq and is a predicted model, not a curated record. Bases 282 to 599 code for a protein of 105 amino acids. NCBI's taxonomy places the organism in Eukaryota, Viridiplantae, Streptophyta, Magnoliopsida, Malpighiales, Euphorbiaceae.